CCCGGAACCUCGCGCCCUUCGUCCCGCCCCCUCCCCGCCCCUCGACCCCCCCUUCCGGCCCCAGGACCCCCGGGUCCUGCAGUGCCUGCUGCCCCGGCUCAGCCGAGGCGCCGCUGCGCGCGGAGUCCGAGGGGUCCCUUGAGGUAAAGGGAGGUUCUGUGUGAACCCCUGGAUCUGCUGCGUGGCUGAGUGAGAGCGCGGCCCCCCUGGCUGACACGUGAUGCUGCACCGGCUGCUGGCGGUGGUCCGAGGACCGGGAAGCCGCCGAGGAUGGCGGAAGGGCUCCCCGGCCAGAGGCAGCGCGUCAGCGGCCGCGGCGCCCCCCGUGGCCCUGCCCGCCCAGGCGCAGGUGGUCGUCUGCGGCGGUGGAAUCAUGGGCACGUCCGUGGCCUAUCACCUCUCCAAGAUGGGGUGGAAGGAUGUCGUCCUUCUGGAGCAGGGCAGGCUGGCUGCUGGCUCUACGAGGUUCUGUGCUGGCAUCCUAAGCACUGCCAGGCACUUGGCCAUCGAGCAAAAGAUGGCAGAUUAUUCAAACAAACUCUACCAUCAGUUAGAGCAAGAAACGGGGAUCCAAACAGGUUACACUAGGACGGGCUCCAUCUUUCUGGCCCAAACUCAGGACCGGCUCAUCUCCCUGAAGCGCAUCAGCUCCAGGCUGAAUGUCAUAGGCAUCCCCUGCGAGAUCGUCUCCCCCAGGAGAGUGGCCGAGCUGCACCCUCUGCUCAACGUGCACGACCUGGUGGGCGCCAUGCACGUCCCCGAGGACGCGGUGGUGUCCUCCGCCGACGUGGCGCUCGCCCUGGCCAGUGCCGCCUCCCAGAACGGUGUUCAGAUCUAUGACCGGACAAGUAUUCUUCAUGUUAUGGUCAAAAGAGGUCAAGUCACCGGUGUGGAGACAGAUAAAGGACAGAUCCAGUGCCAGUAUUUUGUCAACUGUGCUGGUCAGUGGGCAUACGAGCUGGGUCUGUGCAGCGAGGAGCCGGUCAGCAUCCCGUUGCAUGCCUGCGAACACUUCUACCUCCUGACUCGCCCCUGGGAGACCCCUCUGCCGAGCAGCACACCAACUGUUGUAGACGCUGAUGGAAGAAUUUAUAUUCGGAACUGGCAGGGGGGCAUCCUGUCGGGGGGCUUUGAGAAAAACCCAAAGCCAAUUUUCACGGAGGGCAAGAACCAGCUGGAGAUUCAGAAUCUGCAGGAAGACUGGGAUCAUUUUGAGCCCCUGCUGAGUUCCCUGCUGCGUCGGAUGCCACAGCUGGAGACUCUGGAGAUCGUGAAGUUGGUGAACUGCCCCGAGACCUUCACCCCAGACAUGAGGUGCAUCAUGGGCGAGUCUCCCUCGGUGCGGGGCUACUUCGUCCUGGUGGGAAUGAACUCUGCAGGCCUUUCCUUUGGUGGAGGAGCUGGAAAGUACCUCGCCGAGUGGAUGGUGCAUGGCUACCCCUCAGAAAACGUCUGGGAACUGGACCUGAAGCGGUUUGGAGCCCUCCAGAGCAGCCGAACCUUCCUGCGCCACCGUGUCAUGGAGGUCAUGCCUCUGCUCUACGACCUGAAGGUUCCCCGUUGGGACUUCCAGACUGGAAGGCAGUUACGCACCUCUCCUCUCUAUGACCGGCUGGACGCGCAGGGAGCCAGGUGGAUGGAGAAACAUGGAUUCGAGAGGCCAAAGUACUUCGUGCCACCAGACAAAGACCUUCUGGCCUUGGAGCAGAGCAAGACUUUCUACAAGCCAGACUGGUUUGAGAUUGUGGAGUCCGAAGUCAAGUGCUGUAAGGAAGCUGUGUGUGUCAUUGACAUGUCCUCUUUCACAAAGUUUGAAAUAACAUCCACCGGGGAUCAGGCAUUAGAAAUUCUCCAGUACCUCUUCUCCAACGACCUUGAUGUGCCCGUGGGCCACAUCGUGCAUACCGGCAUGCUCAACGAGCGUGGCGGAUACGAAAACGACUGCAGCAUAGCCCGGCUGAGCAAGCGCAGUUUCUUCAUGAUUUCUCCAACCGACCAGCAGGUCCAUUGUUGGGCUUGGCUUAAGAAGUACAUGCCAGAAGACAGCAACCUGAUUCUGGAGGACGUCACCUGGAAAUAUACCGCCCUCAACCUGAUUGGUCCUCGCGCUGUGGAUGUGCUGUCUGAGUUGUCCUACGCCCCCAUGACUCCAGACCACUUCCCAAGUCUGUUUUGCAAGGAGAUGAGCGUGGGCUACGCCAACGGGAUCCGGGUGAUGAGCAUGACGCACACGGGCGAGCCAGGGUUCAUGCUCUACAUCCCCAUAGAGUAUGCCCUGCACGUAUACAACGAAGUGAUGAGCGUGGGGCAGAAAUACGGAAUCCGGAAUGCUGGGUAUUAUGCUCUUCGUAGUCUCCGAAUUGAGAAGUUUUUUGCCUUCUGGGGUCAGGACUUAAACACCCUCACCACACCCCUGGAAUGUGGAGGAGAGUCUCGGGUGAAGUUAGACAAGGGCGUGGAUUUCAUCGGGCGCGACGCGCUGCUACAGCAGAGGCAGAACGGCGUGUACAAGCGCCUCACCAUGUUCAUCCUGGACGACCACGACACAGACCUGGACCUCUGGCCGUGGUGGGGGGAGCCCAUUUACCGGAACGGGCAGUACGUGGGCAAGACCACCAGCAGCGCCUACGGCUACACCCUGGAGCGCCACGUGUGUCUGGGCUUCGUGCACAACUUCUCCGAGGACACGGGGGAGGAGCAGGUGGUGACAGCGGAUUUCAUCAACCGGGGAGAAUAUGAGAUUGACAUUGCGGGACACCGGUUCCAGGCCAAGGCCAAGCUCUACCCGGUCCCCUCCCUCCUCACCCAUAAGCGCCGGAAGGAGGAAGUGGAGCUAAGUGACUUGCACGGGAAGUGAGGCCGGGCGGCCUCGCUGCCGCCCCUCCUUCUCAUCAUCUUAGGGGCUUUUCUCCUCCUCCUGACCCCUCCCUCUUCUUGAGUUAAGCUUGGCCUCCCAUCUCUUCUCUCCUGGUGGACUCUCCGCUUUUCACUCUCCCUUUGCUGCCUCCUCUCUCCCUCCAUCUCCUCCGCCCCCUGCGUCUCCCAUCUCCUGGGCUGGUCGCAGCCACUCCACCUCUCAGGUCCCCAGGGGCAGAGGGCAGGAGCAGACUCCUUGUGAGGUGGGUUGUGCUGACAGCCUGACUGCACGUGCGGUGUCUUGAAGCAAGGCAGGCUGCAGGCUAAGUGUCCAUCUCUGUGGGGCUCUUUCCUUGGAAGAACCUGUGAAUUCCGGGCUGCCAUCUGUGGAACAGCUUACGCCUUUCAGCAGGCAGGGCCUCCUCCCGUUCCCUUGUGCUUCGGGUUGGCUCCCUGAGCCCUCUGUCAGGAGGAUGACCAGCUGCCUCGCUGAUGAGAGAGGCAUCGUGGGGACGAUACCUGGGGGUUGGCAGAGAUAAACAGUUAACCCUCCUGGGCCUCCCUACUGACUCAGUUAUCAGACUGUUGGGCAAGUCUCUUCAUCUUGUAAGCUUCUUCAUCUCUUGCUAAACUCUACAGUGAGGGGGGUUUUGGUUAGUUUGUUUGGCUGAGUAGACAAGUAAGCCACACUGUUUGAAGAGAAAGGCCAGUUUGCCUUCUGGGUUGCUUUUCCCACCUGACAGAGUCUGACCUCAAAGUACAGCUCAGCGAUGCUGAGUCUUCUAGAAACAGGGCUGCUUUUCUUCCAGCCGUUCCCAGUUCCGCCAUCCCACCUUGACGCUCCUCUUCUCCAAGCACACGUGACUUUCAGGUCAGCCUCCUGUACCCCUGCCAUGGGAGCCACUGACUCAGCAGACCUUCUCCCCCUUUAGAGCAGGGCAGGGGAGGCAGGCUGGGCACCCUGGUUGAGGGAGUGAGCCUGGGGCCGUGCUGAGUGGGCGGGGGCCACUGGGACCCCAGGUCUGGCUUCCCCCACAGAGGAGAGACAGAGCCACCCAGAGGUGCCCUCUCUGAUCCCAGUGUGAGGAGUACGUUACCUGAGCCCAAGGUCUGCUUCCAUCUUCUCUUUCCAGCCACCUCUCCACAUCUUCUGGAAUAGAAAAUGACUGGGGUGAGAGGGCCAUGCACGCUUUAAGCAUUGCCUGUGUUUGCUAAAGAUCUCCUGGACUGUGAUAUCCAUCCCCACACGUCAUUUCCCCUUGCAGACAAAUUGCUGCUAGCGACUUGAACUGUAGCCUUUGGUGUCUUGGCUGCAUUAGUCCUGACAGGUCUGUAAGUAUAUUCAAGAUGAUCCUUUCAUGUUAUUAGAGAAGCUUAAACUUCUCAGAUCUCUGCCUACUCUGGCAUUUCUCUGGGAUCUCUGUUUACCCACUUCAUCACUGACUUCAGUGUCCAUCUUCUUACAAGGUCUUCACUGAUUUAAUGAGGGAGUAUGUGAUUAGAAAUCUGUUGGGGGUUUGGCAUUUUGAUGUAAGUGUAUAUUUAACGAGUUGGGAGAUGCUGCUUCCAGGCAAAGAGGAGGGGUGCUGCCAGCUGGAGAGCACAGAACAGCAACCUUGGAACUUGAGGGAGCAGGACAUGAGCCCUCGCCAAUGCAGGCGUUGCCAGCAGAGAGCUGACCGACCCAGGAAGAUGGAGACUGACGUAGAACUAAAGGUAUCCCAUGCUCGGCGCCACUGCAAAGUUGUCUUUAUAAAUGAAAAAUUGUUUGGGACUGAAUCCAAAGAAAAUUCUAGAUUUAUGUGUAAAGUACAAGAUAUUAAGAUUCUAGGGGCAUCACUUAUUUUUUUGAGUGCCCUGAAACUUACAUAUUUACCUUCUGGCACUUUACAUUCAUCCUGGAAGUCUCCUUUGUUUCAUUGAAGUAGACAAUAUGAAUCCGGUAGGUUUCUCUCUUUGGUCCUCAACUGAAGAGAGUGACUCCUUCCUGCCUCAGGCAUAGUUGACAAUCAAAACAUCCUCACUUCUGUAUCACUUCCUUGACUUGGGCACUGGGCCCGUGACAACUCAUCUCUUUCUUCCUGGAGACUCGAGGGUUUGUUGAAGGGGUGGCUGGACUCUGUUUUAGAUGGAUGAACUUUCUUCUCUGAAAUGAUUUGUCUUGCGAGAAGGGGUCCACAAUCUUCUCAGCAUAUUCAGUUGAAUCCUUUUGAACCUAGAAAUACAAAGUGUGUUGGCUUCAAACAGAUGGAGAAUCCAGGUUGCAAGUCUACCAGGGGUCUCCUCCUCCCUCGAGAUAAGCCCCCUAGUUACUUGUACCACGUGUAAGUCCCAUGGUGAUGUGAUUGACAUUGGAGAUUUCUUGUCUGUGAUAAAAGCUCUAAUUGAGAAGGUUUUCACACACACAAAGAGACAAGAAACCUGCCUGCCUGGGUAGCCCGUUUGACGUCCCUUAGCCUGUGUUUUGGUCACACAGCACUGCAUGGGCGGGACAUGCUCCAGGAGACAGAGCCGAACAGUUCCCACCACAUUCAGGUGCUCUUCUGGGGGGUCCCUGGACCCCCAAAUGCACGCUAUGCCAUGUAGCCCAGCGAUUAACCCCAGUCUCACCUUGGGCCCAGAGUUCCCAUUUCUACUGGGGCAGCACCAAGUCACUUCCACUUGAUUCUCCUCAGGAGGCAUGUGGUCCUUGGACUCUACCUUCUUGUACAGACCAGGAGUUUUAGCUGCAUCUCUUCUUUCCUAGGCUGUUGCUUCCACGAAAGUAACGAAACAUGAAGAAUAACUCUUCAGCUUGCUUAUUUCCCCUACCUUUGCACGCAUUGGAGAUGUUAAUCCUGUCCCCCACCACGUGUGUGGCUGGAGUGACAGGUGCUUCUGAAAAGUGAUUUUGCGUCACUGAAGAAAUGACCCCCCCCCCCUUGAUUUCAGCCUCUAAAACCACUAUAUCAGCUGGCUUUCAGGCUUAACUACAGGGUCCUUUUUGUGUCUCUUUGUUGCCUCUUGGCCAGUGUAGUCAGUGAGGAUUGUCUUUAGUAUCCAAUAAGGAGAUCUGGUCAACAGUGUUGAAUACUCAAGUAUAACCUACUAUUUCCUUUUCUUUCUGCACACCCUCCCUCAUCCCUCAGAAACCUUGAUGUGAGCAGCAUUUUCUCAACACCAUACAGAGGAAGUUCCUCCUGAGCGAGGACUCUUCCUCCUGUAGGCACGUGGCCUCAAGCACAGCUGAGUAGGGGAGAGACGACAGGUGACCAGGCCGGGCAGUGAGUCCUGAGGGGCUAGGGCUCCCCUGUGAGUGCGUGCCCCAUGCCCCUGCCACUCUACCCUCCACAUUACGGUGCUGAGUUAGCUGUAAGGCUCCUUCAUUGUCACUCUGGGGCUGGCGUCUGCAGCCCCUCACCACUACAGAUACACUAUUUUUUAAGAAGACUGAGUAUUUUUGUAUGUCUUUGCCUUCUCUUUGUCCAUUAAACACCAGAGUUGUUCCUUGUAUAAUAUGAUUCUUGACUUCUCUGAGCAAAACCCUUGGAGAAUUAUACAUUUCUUCAUGGGCCAUUUUUCUCGUAUUUAGAUACACCUGUUUUUAUCCUUUGCAGACUUCCUCCCUUCUCAUUUUUCUGUCUCUCAAGGACAGAAAUUAUAAGUCAUGGAGGGGAUACUUUUAGCACCUGUUUCAACAGACUGAUUCCAGGAUUCCCUUUGCACACCAGGAACUGGGGCUUGGGGCCCUCCUCCACCCGGCCAGGUUCUAGUGCCUUACACUCCAGAGCGUCACACGGCGGGCGGAAAUGGAAGAAGGACCUUCAGCAGGUGGGUGUGGGGUCGAAAGCUUCUGCAGCUCAUUCCAGUGAAGGGUUUUCCAGCAGCACAGCUAAUGCUACUCUCUGGUCAACCCCUGGGAUGUAUGAAAACGCCAUUGUGACUGGUGUAACAGCUACAACUCAUUCUUUGCGUUUGUAAAUGUGCAGUUCAGCUCAGCCCUUUCCUAUCCCUGUCAGCAUGUGGUCCUGCAGCUGUGCAAGGCCCUUUAGUAAACGGAUCUUUCUCCCGCACCCUGGGGAUGACAGGCACCCAGGGUGACCGAGCGUUUCUGCCUCCGUGAAUGCGGCAUUAACUUUGUGCACUGUGUUUCUGUCAAGCCAGAUUUCAAUUAAGGUUUUCUUUUCAUGUUACUAAGUUUGUAAAUGAAUAAACAGACAUUUUCUCUACUCUU
Cervus elaphus (red deer) is the source of this 7069-nucleotide messenger RNA. It is a transcript of the gene PDPR, whose product is annotated as pyruvate dehydrogenase phosphatase regulatory subunit. Gene Ontology annotation, cellular component: mitochondrial matrix; mitochondrion; cytoplasm. The transcript has 18 exons. Lineage: Eukaryota; Metazoa; Chordata; Mammalia; Artiodactyla; Cervidae. The record is from RefSeq and is a predicted model, not a curated record. The coding region runs from base 221 to 2857 and encodes 878 amino acids. Gene Ontology annotation, molecular function: oxidoreductase activity; protein binding.